Xyrauchen texanus (razorback sucker) is the source of this 1953-nucleotide messenger RNA. Its product is annotated as SLAM family member 9-like. NCBI's taxonomy places the organism in Eukaryota, Metazoa, Chordata, Actinopteri, Cypriniformes, Catostomidae. The coding region runs from base 35 to 970 and encodes 311 amino acids. The record is from RefSeq and is a predicted model, not a curated record. The transcript is spliced from 6 exons.
UCUGGUGAUUUCAGACUUGUGGAGAGUUAUUUCAAUGAAUAAUGUUUCACACAUUGCUUUUAUUGUGUUUGUUCUUGUGGCAUGUGGUGUGUUUGGUGUUGAUCCAGAUAAAGUGAAGUCAGUGUCAGUGAUGGAGGGAGAUUCUGUCACUUUACACACUGAUCUUACUCAAAUACAAGAUAAAGAUGAGAUCGAGUGGAGGUUUGGAUCUGAAAACAUUCGCAUCGCUAGAAUCAAGAGAAAGAUCUUCAGUACAUCUGAUGAUGUUCUUGAUGGGAGAUUCAGAGGUCGACUGCAUCUGAACCAUCAGACUGGAGAUCUCACCAUCACAAACAUCACAACUGAACACACUGGACUUUAUCAACGAAUCGUCACUACAGAAAAUAAAGAUACAACAAAGACAUUCAAUGUCACAGUUUCUGCUCGUCUGCCGGUUCCUGUGAUCAUCAGCGACUCUUCACUGAAUUCUUCAUCAUCUGAAAGUUCAUCUAAAUGUGUGUUGGUGUGUUCAGUGGUGAAUGUGACACAGGCGACUCUCUCCUGGUACAAAGGAAACAGUUUAUUGUCCUCCAUCAGUGUGUCUGAUCUCAACAGAAGUCUCUCUCUACAUCUGGAGUGUGCCGAUGAUUCUUACAGCUGUGUGAUCAACAAUCCCAUCAGAAACCAGACUAAACAUCUCAACAAUACUGAAGUCUGUCAGACGUGUUCAGGACCAGACAAAGAAAGUCCUUCACAACCCCAAAACUCGUCUCUUAUAAUGUGGAUAUCUGCUGCUGCUGCUGGAAUUCUCUUCAUCGCUGCAGUUUUGAUGAUCUUCAUCUACAGAAAACACAGAAUAACUGAUCAAGAGGAUCAAACUCGUGCAGGAGAGAUCGUUUACGCUGAUCCAACAUUAUUCAAAAGAGCACAGAAACCGAUAGUUCAUCAGGAGGAUGAUGUGGUGUACGCGGGUGUUGCUGUGAGACAUUGAUCAAACUCUCUGAGAUUCAAUUUCCUCAUUUAUAAUGUUCUGAUCACUGAAAAUAUGACUCUGUUCAGCAGUAAUACUGUAUUAAAGAGUCAUUUAAAGUGGUGAGAUGAUUGGGGGCUUUAAUGUUCAUGUGUGAUUUGAGCAGUGGUGGGUAGAGUAGCCAAAAACUGUACUCAAGUAAAAGUACAAUUACUUCAAAAACAUAAUUACUCAAGUAGAAGUAAAAGUCCUAACACAAAUAAUUACUUGAGUAAGAAUAAGAAAGUAUCCAAUUAAAUGAGUACUCAAGCAGUCAAAUUACAUAAUAGAACAUGUACAGGGAGGCUGUGGCUCAGAGCAGGUAGAGCAGGUUGGCCACUAAUCGCAGGAUUGGUCCUUGGGCAAGACACUGAACUCCAAAGUUGUUCCCAAUGGCAGACUAGCGCCUUGUGAGUGUGAAUGUGUCACAGUGUAAAGUACUUUGAAUACCAUUAAGGUUAAAAAGGGGCUAUAUAAGUGCAGAACAUUACACAACCCCUGUCUUUUAUACCCGUAUGUCUGGGGACGGGACAUGCAAAUUCUGUUCGCCAAUUUGGCAUUGGCCUUUUUCAUAUUCAGAGGUAUCCGAGGCUCCUGAAAGAAGCCCCUUGUGUCACUACAAUUGACACAACGUCUCGUUCCCUCCAUCAGGAAAUGGGGGUUACACUAGUAAGCUAGACGUUCUGUACAGCAGUACCAUAACUCUCCGAGUACACAACCUACGUAGGGCACCAACCCUGAUCGUGGAACAAUUGCUGUGUCUGAAACCUCCCCCUAUCCACUAUAUAGUGCACUAUUUUGAGUUUUCGCUAUUUUGUAGGAGUGUUUGAAUUCUGAGUGAGCCAAUUGUUCCCUACUUUUGUUCACUCAUUCUUACACACUAUGCACUCUGAUUUCAAGUGUACAUUUCAAGUACACUCGAUGAUGGUUAAUUUCCCACAAUCCACCACGGGAAAGACGUACAA